Gopherus flavomarginatus (Mexican gopher tortoise) is the source of this 1736-nucleotide messenger RNA. It is a transcript of the gene SUCNR1, whose product is annotated as succinate receptor 1. NCBI's taxonomy places the organism in Eukaryota, Metazoa, Chordata, Testudines, Testudinidae. The transcript has 2 exons. Gene Ontology annotation, cellular component: plasma membrane. The record is from RefSeq and is a predicted model, not a curated record. Gene Ontology annotation, biological process: G protein-coupled receptor signaling pathway. Gene Ontology annotation, molecular function: G protein-coupled receptor activity. Bases 57 to 1046 code for a protein of 329 amino acids.
CUUUCAUCUGGUCACAGUUAAAGGAGUGUCAACUAAGACAGUACGCAUUCCACAAAAUGGAUGUGAAUAAGACAGUCGACUGCCUGGAGAUGGAUAACACCCUGCAAAAGUAUUAUCUUUCUACCAUGUAUACCAUUGAGUUCAUUUUUGGCAUAAUUGGAAACAGCAUUGUUGUCUUUGGAUACGUAUUCUGCCUGAAAGUUUGGAAAAGUGGCAAUAUUUACUUGUUUAACUUAUCGCUAUCAGACUUUGUGUUUCUGUGCACACUUCCAAUGUUGGUGACAAGCUACUCCAAAGGAAAGUGGACAUACGGGAACAUGUUGUGCCAAAGCAACAGGUUCAUGCUGCAUGUGAACCUAUACACAAGCAUCCUUUUCCUUACCUUUAUCAGCAUUGAUCGUUAUAUGCUCAUGCAAUAUCCUUUCAGAGACCAUUUUCUACAGAAGAGGAAGAUAGCUGUUGUUUCCUCUGUUGCCAUAUGGAUCCUUGUUAUACUUGAACUGGUGCCAAUAAUCACCUUUACAGGAUCUAGAAAUACUGCUAGUGAUAACCAAUGUACAGAUUAUGCAAGUUCUGGAGAUCCAGCAAAGAACCUGAUCUAUAGCAUAUGCCUGACUCUUCUGGGGUUUGUAAUCCCUCUUUGUGUUAUGUGCUUCUUUUAUGUGAAGAUGGUUAUCUUUCUUAAGAAACGUAGUGAGCAGCUCACAGCUGCGCAGAACCUUGAGAAACCUCUUUCUUUAGUCAUCAUAGCACUGGUUAUCUUUUCACUAUUCUUUACUCCAUAUCACAUAAUGCGCAAUGUGAGAAUUGCCUCCCGAAUGGAAUCCUGGAAGCUAUCUCUGUGCACACAGAACAUCAUCAACACCAUUUAUAUUAUCACAAGGCCUAUUGCAUUUUUAAAUAGCGUAAUUAACCCCGUCUUUUAUUUCCUAAUGGGUGAUCACUUCAGGGAGAUGCUGAUGACUAAAGUAAGACAACUCUUAAAAAGGUUUACACCCACAGUAAAUGAGGUGUCGACAAAGCACUCUGACACGGGAACACAUUGAGGAAUAAAGGACCCUGGUUUAUGGGACAGCAUUUACUGCUGUAUAGCAAGGCUUAUGUAGCUAGCUUCAUUUAGGCUUGGUUAGUACAUACACAAUGAAGCCAUUACUAAGCAACUGCAUAAUAGACCUGAUUUUACUCUCUUUAUUCAGGCAAAACUCUCACUGGCUUCAAUAGCUGGUUAUAAGAGUCACAGGACUGGACUAAGUAUUGCUAUAUGAUAGAAGAAUAUAAUAUUGAUGCACUUGUCUGUUUUAACUAGGAUUACCAGAUAGCAACAGUGAAAAAAUGGGACAGGGGGUGGGAGGUAAUAGGUGCCUAUAUAAGAAAAAGUCCCCAAAAAUGGGACUAUCCCUUUAAAUUGGGACAUCUGGUCACCUUAGUUUUAACUUAAUGGAAAUCUAAUGUCCUGAUAGUGUCUGUCAGAGGGCAGAGAUUAUAUGUAGUGGUGGUGUAGCUGUAUCAGUCCCAGGAUAUUAAAGACAAGGUGAGUGAGGACAGAGACUAUCUUUUCAGCUGGCCUGGCAGACACCUUCCACAUACUGACAGAGGGCUGACCUUAAGCACCAGUGACGUGUAGCAGCACUAGACCCCACACUCAACAUUCAUCCCAUGGCCUUUCUUUGUUCUUGUUUCACACUGUUUCUGUGUGACUGGAGACCAUUCAUCUUUUACAGAAAGAGUAUGUCUAC